Messenger RNA from Chelonia mydas (Green sea turtle), 6629 nucleotides. Its product is annotated as gastrula zinc finger protein XlCGF26.1. Lineage: Eukaryota; Metazoa; Chordata; Testudines; Cheloniidae. The coding region runs from base 319 to 2508 and encodes 729 amino acids. Gene Ontology annotation, biological process: regulation of transcription by RNA polymerase II. Gene Ontology annotation, molecular function: RNA polymerase II cis-regulatory region sequence-specific DNA binding; DNA-binding transcription activator activity, RNA polymerase II-specific. Gene Ontology annotation, cellular component: nucleus. The transcript has 4 exons. The record is from RefSeq and is a predicted model, not a curated record.
GCCCUUUGGAGGAUUGGGGGGAGCGGAAACAUUCCCCAAUUUCUGACCAGGAAACACCCCGCUGGGCAGGGCUGGGAAAACGGACCAGAUUCCCAGUGCUGGAGCCUGACCCCACUGGCCAGAGGCUGCUGUGAAAUACGAAGGGAAGCUGUCGGGAUUCCUGUCCCCGUCCCCGGCUCAGAGCUCUGUUGCCCGUCUCAGCCUGUGGCUGGCAGGUGUGUGGGAAAUGAGAAGACCCUGCCCUGCUCCGUGUGCUGGGGGGACAAGGAGCUCUCGCCGUCUCCCACCCCCUGAAGCCUCCCAGCUACUCUGAGCAAGAUGCCGGUGACCUUCGAGGAGGUGGCUGUGUAUUUCACCCAGGGGCAGGGGGCUUUGCUGGACCCUGCUCAGAGAGCCCUCUACAGGGAUGUCAUGCAGGAGAACUACGAGACAGUGACCUCGCUGGGAUUUCCCCUUCCCAAACCUGGCCUGAUCACCCGGCUGGAACGAGGGGAAGAGCCGUGGGUGCCCGAUCUCCAGGCCUGUGAGGAAAGAGAGAUCCCAAGAGGUGCCCACACAGCAGGUGAUGAGAGAGUGAGUGAGAAGAAGGAGGGGAAUCAACAUCAGGAAAUUCCUGGGCACGGGGAACCACAGGGGAUUUUUGUGGGAAGAGCUGAAGGGAAUUUUUCCCAGUGCUUGGCACAGGGAGAAGCCUGGGGAAAUGGGCAGAGGUCAAAGAGGCUGCUGGGAAACCACUCAAGGGAGCAACUGGAUGGAUCUAUCAUAUGUGGGGAAGGACACAGGGAUCCCACAGCCGGGCAGACAACCCCCAAGGAAGACAAACGCUAUGAAUGCCUCGGUUAUGGGAAAGGAUUCAUUCUGAGACCGGCGCUUCUUACGCUUCAGGCAAUAAAUACUGGAGAGAAAACACUUCAAUGCUUGGACUGUGGGGAAAACCUCAAUAACCGCUCAGAUCUUACUAACCAUGGGAGAAGCCACAUGGGAGAGAAACCCUCUGGGUACCUUGAGAGCAGGAGUUGUUUGAAUUGGAAUUCAGCACUGAUUACACAUCAGAAAAUCCACACAGGAGAGAGAUCCCAUCAGUGCUUAGACUGUGGGAAAAGUUUCACAGAAAGGCCAACCCUUCUUAAACAUCAGGUAAUCCACACAGGAGAGAGACCCCAUAAGUGCUUGGCCUGUGGGAAAAGUUUCACAAGGAGAUCAGUCCUGGUUACACAUCAGAGAAUACACACUGGAGAGAGACCCCAUAAGUGCUUAGAAUGUGGAAAAAGUUUCACAGAAAGGCCAACCCUUCUUCAACAUCAGCUAAUCCACACUGGAGAGAGACCCCACAAGUGCUUAGACUGUGGGAAAAAAUUUGUACGGAGGUCAGGCCUAAUUAAACAUCAGAAAAUCCACACAGGAGAGAGACCCCAUCAGUGCUUAGACUGUGGGAAAAGUUUCAUACAGAGGUCAGACCUUGUUAAACAUCAAGCAGUCCACACCGGAGAGAGACCCCAUAAGUGCUUAGACUGUGGAAAAAGUUUCACAGAAAGGCCAACCCUUCUUAAACAUCAGGUAAUCCACACAGGAGAGAGACCCCAUAAGUGCUUGGAGUGUGGGAAAAGUUUCACAUGGAGAUCAGCCCUGGUUACACAUCAGAGAUUACACACAGGAGAGAGACCCCAUAAGUGCUUAGACUGUGGAAAAAGUUUCAUACAGAGGUCAAACCUACUUAAUCAUCAGACAACCCACACUGGAGAGAGACCUCAUAAGUGCUUAGAUUGUGGAAAAAGUUUCACAUGGAGAUCAGCUCUGAUUACACAUCAGAGAAUACACACAGGAGAGAGAUCCCACAAGUGCUUAGACUGUGGGAAAAAAUUCGUACGGAGGUCAGGCCUAAUUAAACAUCAGAAAAUCCACACAGGAGAGAGACCCCAUCAGUGCUUAGACUGUGGGAAAAGUUUCAUACAGAGGUCAGACCUUGUUAAACAUCAAGCAGUCCACACCGGAGAGAGACCCCAUAAGUGCUUAGACUGCGGAAAAAGUUUCACAGAAAGGCCAACCCUUCUUAAACAUCAGAAAAUCCACACAGGAGAGAGACCCCAUAAGUGCUUGGAUUGUGGGAAAAGUUUCACAUGGAAAUCAGCCCUGGUUACACAUCAGAGAAUACACACAGGAGAGAGACCCCAUAAGUGCUUAGACUGUGGGAAAAGUUUCAUACAGAAGUCAAACCUACUUAAUCAUCAGGCAAACCACACAGGAGAGAGACCUCAUAAGUGCUUAGACUGUGGAAAAAGUUUCACAGAAAGGCCAACCCUUCUUAAACAUCAGCUAAUGCACACAGGAGAGAGACCCCACAAGUGCUUAGACUGUGGGAAAAAAUUCGUACGGAGGUUUGGCCUAAUUAAACAUCAGAAAAUCCACACAGGAGAGACACCCUACCAGUGCUUAGACUGUGGGAAAAGUUUCAUACAAAGGUCCCACCUUGUUAAACAUCAAGCAGUCCAUACAAGAGGGAGACCAUAAGACUCUUGGAAAGGUUUCAGAAACAGAUUAGCCCUUAUAAAGAUCAGGCAAUCCACACACGCAAGAGAACCCCGUAAGUGCUUAGACUAUGGAAAAAUGUUUCAAAUAGAUGUCAUCCCUUGUUUUACAUCAGAGAAUCCACACAGAGGAGUAACCACAUAACUGCUUAGCCUGUGAAAGACCUUGUAAAUGGAGGUCAGAACUUGUUUCAAAUUAAGCAAUUCACACAGGAGGGACCCCAUAAGUGUUUGGACCAUGUGAAAAGUUUCACACAAAGAUCAAAUCUUAUAACACUCAGAGGAUCCACACAGGAGAGAGGCCCCAUCAGUGCUCAGACUGGAAGAAGAUAGUAGUGCUGUUGAUUAAUUGCUGUUAACUCGUGUGUUUAACUCAAAAAAAUCCAUUGUGGUUAGAAAAAUUAAUCUCAAUGAAUCACAUUGUUAAACAAUAGAAUACCAGUUGAAAUUUGUUAAAUGUUUUUAGAUGUUUUUCUGUGUUUUCGUAUCUAUUGAUUUCUCUCACAACAAAGAAUAGAAAGUGUACAGUGCUCACUUUAUGUUAUUUUUGAUUUCAAAUAUUUGUACUGUAAACAUGCAAAACAAAAAUAGUAUUUUUCAGUUCACCUCAUACAAGUGCUGUUGUGCAAUCUCUUUAUCAGGAAAGUGUAACUUAGAAACAUAGGUGAUUUUAAUUAUAUAAGUGCACUGAAAAAUAAAGCAAUUAAAAACUUUAGAGCCUCGAAGUCAACUCAUUGCUACUUCAUCAUCAUCUGGACCCACAGAAAAGAAGCCGUUGAGGAAUUCCACCAUGAUUUCAACAAUUUCCAUCCCACCAUCAACCUCAGCCUGGACCAGUCCACACAAGAGAUCCACUUCCUGGACACUGUGGGGCUAAUAAGCGAUGGUCACAUAAACACCACCCUAUACCGGAAACCUACUGACCGCUAUUCCUACCUACAUGCCUCCAGCUUUCACCCAGACCACACCACACGAUCCAUUGUCUACAGCCAAGGUCUACGAUACAACCGUAUUUGCUCCAACCCCUCAGACAGAGACAAAUACCUACAAGAUCUCUCUCAAGCAUUCUUACAACUACACUGCCCACCUGGUGAAGUGAAGAAACAGAUUGACAGAGCCAGAAGAGUACCCAGAAGUCACCUUCUACAGGACAAGCCCAACAAAGAAAAUAACAGAACGCCACAAGCCAUCACCUUCAGCCCCCAACUAAAACCUCUCCAACGCAUCAUCAAGGAUCUACAACCUAUCCUGAAGGACGACCCAUCACUCUCACAGAUCUUGGAAGACAGGCCAGUCCUUGCUUGCAGACAGCCCCCCAACCUGAAGCAAAUACUCACUAGCAACCACACAACAGAACCACUAACCCAGGAACCUAUCCUUGCAACAAAGCCCGUUGCCAACUAUGUCCCCACAUCUAUUCAGGGGCACCAUCAUAGGGCCUAAUCACAUUGGCCACACUAUCAGAGGCUCGUUCACCUGCACAUCUACCAAUGUGAUAUAUGCCAUCAUGUGCCAGCAAUGCCCCUCUGCCAUGUACAUUGGCCAAACUGGACAGUUUCUACGUAAAAGAAUAAAUGGACACAAAUCAGAUGUCAAGAAUUAUAACAUUCAAAAACCAGUCGGAGAACACUUCAAUCUCUCUGGUCACGCGAUUACAGACCUAAAAGUGGCAAUUCUUCAACAAAAAAACUUCAAAAACAGACUCCAAGGAGAGACUGCUGAAUUGGAAUUAAUUUGCAAACUGGAUACAGUUAACUUAGGCUUGAAUAGAAACUGGGAGUGGAUGGGUCAUUACACAAAGUAAAACUAUUUCCCCAUGUUUAUUCCCCCCCCCCCCCCACCCUCCACUGUUCCUCCAAUGUCAACUGCUGGAAAUGGCCCACCUUGAUUAUCACUACAAAAGGUUUUCUCCCCCCUCCUCUCCCCCCCCCCCUCCCCCGCUCUCCUGCUGGUAAUAGCUCAUCUUAAGUGAUCACUCUCCUUACCGUGUGUAUGGUAACACCCAUUGUUUCAUGUUCUCUAUGUAUAUAAAUCUCCCCACUGUAUUUUCCACUGAAUGCAUCCGAUGAAGUGAGCUGUAGCUCACGAAAGCUUAUGCUCAGAUAAAUUUGUUAGUCUCUAAGGUGCCACAAGUCCUUUUCUUUUUACUUCUUUUUCUGCCACUUGCUAAGACAAACCAGUUUGUUUACAUUUACGGGAGCGAAUGCUGCUUUGCUUCUAAUUUAUGAUGUCACCGGAAAGUGUGAGAAGGUGUUCGCAUGGCAUGUUUGUAGCUGGCAGCACAGGUAUUUAAGUGCAAGAUAUGCUAAACAUGCCUGUGUCCCUUCAUGCUUCAGCCACCAUUCCAGUGGAGGAUGCUCAUUUAAAAAAAAAUAAUGCAUUAAUUACAUUUUUGACUGAACUCCUUGAAGGAGACUUGUAUGUCCCCUGUCCUGUUUUACACACAUUCUGCCAAAUAUGUCAUCAUAUCGAAGUCACGGAGAAUGACCUAGCACAUGGGGGACACUUUCACUGCAGAUUUGACAAAAUGCAAAGAAAGUAACUAUCUGAGAUUUCUAAAGAUAGCGACAGCACUCGGCCCAAGGUUUAAGAAUCUGAAGUGCCUUCCAAAAUCUGAGACGGAUGAGGUGUGGAGCAUGCUUCCAGAAGUCUUAAAAGAGGAAGACAACUGAUUGGGAAACUACAGAACCCGAACCACCAAAAUAGAAAAUCAACUUUCUGCUGGUGGCAUCUGACUCAGUUGAAGAAAAUGAGCACAUGUCGAUCUGGUCUGCUUUGGAUCGUUAUCGAUUAGAACCCGUCGUUAGCAUGGAGGCAUGUCCUCUGGAAUGGUGGUUGAAGCAAGAAGGGACCUAUGACCCUUUAGAGCAUCUGGCAUGUAAAUAUCUUGCAACGCCUGUGCAAUAGUGUCACGCGAAUGCCUAUUUUCACUUUCAGGUGACAUUGUAAACAAGAAGCGGGCAGCAUUAUCUCCUGCAAAUUGUAACCAAACUUGUUUUUCUGAGUGAUUGGCCGAAGAAGAAGUAGGACUGAGUGGAGUUGUAGGCUCCAAAGUUUUACAUUGUUUUAUUUUUGAAUGCAGUUAUUUUUUGUACAUAAUUCUACAUUUGUAAGUUCAACUUUCAUGAUAAAGAGAUUGCAUACGGUACUAGCAGUUGGUGGAUUGAAAAAUACUAUUUCUUUUGUUUUUUACAGUGCAAGUAUUUGUAAUAAAAAAUAUAAAGCGAUCACUGUACACUUUGUAUUCUGUAAAAACAACGAGGAGUCCUUGUGGAACCUUAGAGACCAACAAAUUUAUUUGGGCAUAAACUUUUGUGGGCUAUAACCCACUUCAUCAGAUGCAUGGAGUGUAUUCUGUGUUGCAGUUGAAAUCAAUAUAUUUGAAAAUGUAUAAAACAUCCAAAAUAUUUAAAUAAAUGGUAUUUUAUUAUUGUUUAAGAGCACGAUUAAUCACGAUUAAUUUUUUUAAUCACUUGACAGCCCUAGAACAUAGUAAUUGUAGUAGUCUAUGUUAAUCUGUAACGAGAUAUAGAUUAACAGUAUAACCAAAGAGUUCCUGUCUAGAACUGUAUUUUGGUAAUUCCGAAGUCAAAAGGAAAUAUUAACAUUUAAAUGAAACUUCGGUGUAAUAAUGUCAUAGUAUAUAUUUCUCUUUUUAAAGUUCGUGGUAAACUGUCUGUGAAUGGCUUUAUGGAUAAUUACCUUAUGUUAAUCCAUGUAGUUUUAUUACCUGUGAUAUUUGGGAAAUAGGAGGUUACUUCCAAAACCUAUUGUUCACCCAAGGACUGCCUGCUGUCGAGAGGCUGCAAAAACGUCUACAUAAACUCUUGGGACCUGAUCCUUUUAUCUCAGAUCUUCUUAAGCUUUAUUCAGGGGGAGUUUGAGUUGUAAGACUGAGAUCUCCAGUCCUCUCUGGACCUCCCAGAUAUUGGACAUUGGACUAGAACGUGAUGAAAUGAUUCUGAAAAGGACUCUUUUCAAUUUAACGCGCCAUCUCGAUGGUGAAACUGACCUAAGGACUCUAUUCGCGUUUGUAUGUCUAAUGACCUUUUAGCCAAUACUGUCUUUUCUUCUUUUAAUAAAUCCUAGUUUAGUUAACAAGAA